Molecule: messenger RNA, 875 nt
Organism: Schizophyllum commune H4-8
Lineage: Eukaryota; Fungi; Basidiomycota; Agaricomycetes; Agaricales; Schizophyllaceae
Exons: 1
Coding region: 209-787 (192 amino acids)
Source: RefSeq, a predicted model, not a curated record
CGCAGGGGGGUGUAAGAGGUGAAGGCAGUGUGCGACGGAGCAGGUGGUGGCGAGCAGAGGCUGCAGAGCUAAUGUCUGGCGUCCUUCUUUUGCGAUAGAGAGGAAACUUCAGUGGAUCUGCCUGUCUUCAACCUUCUCAAUGGUCUACCGCUACGUACAUGAACUUCAGGUGUUCUUGAGCUUGGAAGCUUGACCUUCAAUUUUUGCCAUGCCACAGACUCGCGCGGGCACCACAUGCGGCCGUGUUCCCAUUGAAGGCGUCGGUGCCUGCCCGUCCUCGGUACCUGGCGGAGAGCAACAAGUGCCACAUAUACGUCCUAUCAGAAAAUUCUUCGAACUUGCGAGGUGGGCGAGCUUGGCGAAAAACGCUCGAGGCGCGGAAAGAUUGGCCACGGCUGAGAUGUUCGGCAGUUGCCGAAUAAUGACCAUAAAGCCAGCUUUCAUCUGUGGCCAUCGUAGAAGGCUGACUGACAGUGCGAGAAUGUUCAGCAGUGGAGAUAUUGACACAAGCGUCCAUUUUUCCGCAAGGUGCUUUGAAGAAACAGGCAAGGUAUUCCCAAAGGGCGACGAUGAAUUCCGCCUGACAUCUGUACAGUCUUCAGAGAAGUACGUUAUUGAAUCCUCUGAUAUGCACCUCAAUCAGAUUCAUACAUUCCAUUUUAUGCAUCACUCAACGCCACACCUCCACGCCUUCCUCUCCCGCGUAGUUCAUCGGCUCCUUCGAGCAGUCGCCCUGCAUCCCAGUAGCGCCUGCUUAACGAUGGCAAGUACAAUAUGUGAGAGCUAAGGGUUCAAGCAUGGCUUGCGAAGGGGUGGAGGGUCGCAUGUAAGGCCCAUGAAGGGCCAGAUCCGCGGAUGAUUGGCGUGGACGGCGC